ACGCACUAGCCAGUAUGCGGCGUACGCCUCACGAAAAACUUAUAACGGUGAAAAGAAAGUUCUCGGAAAUCAUGGUUGGUUUAAAGGUAAACGUAGCGCGUCACAGUGUCGAGGGUGCUGCAAGACAGCAGUGAAUUCGUGCGUGCGUUUAUGUGUGGUACGUCAUUUAUAGAAAAGGCGCACGCCCGGUAUUCCUUCGAGAGGAGACUCCGGAGGAUCAGAGUAUCGCAAUCAGCGUCAGUGGCACGUUGCACGCACGAGGAAUCGAACCGGAAGGAACGAGAUUUCUUAAUCCAAUCGAAUUUCUCUGUUCAGCCCGCGAUCUACUAAAUUUUUUUUAAAUUCUAAAAACGUGAAUUUACGUUCCCAAUUAAUUUUUUCAAAAAAUCCGAACCACGCAAAUUUAAAUACUAAAAUUGCAAUAAAUACAAUAUAUCGUAAAUAAUUAACGUGACAAAUUUUCUAUUGCAUUGUAUCGGAAAGAGUUUCGCGAAAAUAGUGUAUUGAUUUAAAAACCGUACGGUGACCAUCCCAGGGGAGAAACCAUGGCUGACAAAAAUGGUUCUAAAAGAACCGGGGGUAUUAUAUUUCCUACACGAUACCUGAUGGCGAUCAUGGGUUCCAUCGGACUAGCUAUCAUUUACGGGUUCAAGGUAAACGUAAGUGUAGCGAUCGUAGCUAUGGUGAACCACACUGCUGUAAAACUAUCUACGUUGCAUAACUUGGAAACCGGGAAUACAACUGCAAUUACCACGGAAGAGUGUCGUCUCGAUGGUGGUGAUUCUUCUGAUGUAGUAAAAACCGUUGAUGAGGACGGUCCGUUUGUAUGGAACGAACCAUUGCAAGGUCUCAUUCUAUCGUCAUAUUUUUGGGGUUAUAUGGCGUCUUUGCUCCCGGGUGGAAGAAUGGCUGAAUUACUAUCCGCGAAAUGGGUGAUGAAUGGAUCCGUGCUUCUGAACGUCGUUGCAUCUAUUCUGUCACCUGUUGCCGCCGAAAUUCACUACUCUCUUUUCAUUGUGAUGAGAGUCAUUCAGGGAAUCGGUGGAGGUGUAACUUUUCCCGCUAUGCAUGUUAUGAUCGCCAAGUGGGCUCCACCUAACGAAAGAAGCGUUCUGGCCUCGAUCGUCUACGCAGGAACUGCUCUUGGUACUGUGAUUUCUAUACUCCUAACGGGUAUAUUAGCCGCGAAUCUCGAAUGGGUAUGGAUAUUCUAUAUAGAAGGUGCUCUUUGCUUAAUUUGGUGCGCUGUAUGGUGGAUAAUAAUCGAGGACAGCCCGGAAGAACAAACGAAAUUUAUCAGUCAAGAGGAAAAAGACUACAUCAUGCAGUCUUUGGGGCACAGCAAAAACGAUACGGAACAUAAAGAGAGAUUACCGGUCCCGUGGAGAGAAGUGUUAAGGUCCAAGCCGUUCAUGGCAAUUUUAAUUGCACACUUCUGUAGCAAUUUUGGUUGGUACAUGUUGCUCAUCGAAUUGCCUACUUUCAUGAAUCAGAUUUUGAAAUUCGACAUGAGCUCGAAUGCUGGCCUCUCUUCCAUGCCAUUCUUGUGUAUGUGGAUUUUCACUAUGGUUCUCAGUAAGGUAUUAGCCGUUAUGCAGGACAAACAAUGCAUCACGGUAACAACGUCGAGAAAAAUUGGGACACUGUUUUCAUCUGUAGUCCCCAUGAUCUGCUUAAUAGGAGUAUCUUAUGUCGGUUGUAAUCGAACGUUAGCUGUUGCAUUAAUGACUAUCGGAGUAACUUGUAUCGGUGGAAUGUACAGUGGAUUCCUAUCGAAUCAUAUCGAUAUCGCUCCAAAUUUCGCCGGCACCUUGGUUGCUAUUACAAAUUGUAUCGCUACUAUUCCCGGAUUUGUAGUACCGAUAUUUGUGGGGAAAUUGACACACGGAAAUCAAACUAUAGGAGCCUGGAGGAUUAUAUUUUUUGUAACCGUUGGGCUGUACGUAGUUGAAUCGUUAGUUUAUACCAUUUUUGGUAGCGGUGAAGAGCAACCCUGGAACAAAACUAAACCAAAUGAUGAGGAAGCGAGCGAUCAAACAUUACCUUUGAAAGACAAUGCUAGGAAGUAAAUUUAAUUUAUGUAUAAACAAUAUGAAUUAACGUUUAUUAAUUUCCUAAACAUAUAAUAGUAUCACAGUAUUAUCAUAAGUACACGUUCAUUCGAUUUCAUAUCAUGUUUAAUUAAAAAAUGCUAUUUCAUUAAAUACUUCUUUUAUAAAAAAUGGAAAAUUGGUUUAACAAUUUCCCAAAAAA
Messenger RNA from Colletes gigas, 2253 nucleotides. RefSeq names its product putative inorganic phosphate cotransporter (gene MFS3). The transcript has 9 exons. The record is from RefSeq and is a predicted model, not a curated record. Lineage: Eukaryota; Metazoa; Arthropoda; Insecta; Hymenoptera; Colletidae. Bases 546 to 2069 code for a protein of 507 amino acids. Gene Ontology annotation, molecular function: transmembrane transporter activity. Gene Ontology annotation, biological process: transmembrane transport; monoatomic anion transport.